Messenger RNA from Juglans microcarpa x Juglans regia, 983 nucleotides. RefSeq lists its product as uncharacterized. Lineage: Eukaryota; Viridiplantae; Streptophyta; Magnoliopsida; Fagales; Juglandaceae. The record is from RefSeq and is a predicted model, not a curated record. Bases 93 to 776 code for a protein of 227 amino acids. Gene Ontology annotation, cellular component: trans-Golgi network; endosome. The transcript is spliced from 3 exons.
AUAUAUAUUAGGGGCUGACGACGGCCAGACAAACAGACAUAGAUACACCCGCACAUGGGCACGGCGAGGGGGCAUCGAGAGAGAGAAAGACGAUGAUGGCAAACCCUAGGAGGAGCUCAUAUACAACCAGUCAGAGCUCAGAGGGCCCAAUGUUUCAAAGCUCCUCACAUUCACACUCAAUCUCAUCCUUUGUUCUACACUUCCUUAAGAAGCCCCACGCCUUUCCUUUUCUUCUCUCCAUCUUCCUCUUCCUCACAUGGCUCUCUCUCAGACUCCAGCACGCUUCCCAUUUCUCCCCUCCUUCGUACGACCUCAAGUCCAGCCAAGGUGAUGACAAUGCUGCCAAUUUGGUCAGAUUCAGUUCUGGGUUUCCUUCCCCGCUUGCAAAAGACAAGCGCGGUUGGUUGCUCGACCCCGUCUCUCUUGCCCUUCAUUCUGGGAUUUUGGGUGGAGCUGUGAGUUGUGCUUCAGUUCAUGUUGGAGAAAUUCGACCCGGUAGUGUCAGGGGAAACCACAGGCACUAUACCUGCAAUGAGACCUUUGUCAUUUGGGGUGCUAAAACAAAAUUCAGGUUGGAGAACAGAGCUGUCAAUAAAGGUUAUGCUGAAGUGAUACUUGGUGCAGAUGAAGUUGCUGUUGCCGCUAGCCCAAGUGGAACUGCCCAUGCUUUAGUAAACAUCGAUCCAAUACGGAGUACAUUCUUUUUAGGGUGCCAAGACAGCGUUGUAAAUUAUAGCAACUCAUCCACUGAUUUUAAUGUCUGGAAAGAUUUUUAGGCAUUAGUUUUGCUUGAUUGUUCCUGUUUCCAGUACGACAUUCUCCUGAACUUCAUUUCUUUUACCGUACUGUAAGAGUUGUACAAGGGCCUUCCAAGAUAAGACGGAUUUCAUCAUAUAAGAGUUUUUAGACAUCUCUGUAUAUAAGUACCUACAGUUGCUGCGGCAUUCUUCGAGCUUUUAAGUGAGCAUUCUUUUGUUUUCUCA